AUGUUGACGUUUGAGACGUCGCAAGUGCAAGGCGCCGAGGCUGUGGUGGAAAAGUUGAAGUCGUUGCCCUUCAGCAAGAUCAUCCACAAGAUCUCGACCCUUGACGCCCAGCCGGCGUCGCCCAAUGGCGACAUUUUGGUCAUGGUCACCGGCGAGUUGCAAUUCGACGAGGAAACCCUGACGCAAAGAUACUCGCAAGUGUUCCACUUGAUCCCCGAGGGCCAGUCGUACUACGUGUUGAACGACAUCUUCAGAUUGAACUACUCGUAG
Diutina rugosa is the source of this 270-nucleotide messenger RNA. RefSeq names its product Ran GTPase-binding protein (gene NTF2). The transcript has a single exon. The record is from RefSeq and is a predicted model, not a curated record. Lineage: Eukaryota; Fungi; Ascomycota; Pichiomycetes; Serinales; Debaryomycetaceae. Bases 1 to 270 code for a protein of 89 amino acids. Gene Ontology annotation, biological process: protein import into nucleus. Gene Ontology annotation, cellular component: nuclear pore central transport channel.